AUGCUUCCCUCCUCGCCAUCAUUCCUAUCCUCGUUUGACCCCGCCCUUCACCUCCACUCCGAAGGUCCUGGCGACACAAGCCCACCGUCCGAAUCAUUCUCCGACGAUAUCGAGGCAAUCCACCUGCACCGCCACGAACAAACCCGGAACCGAGUUGUGAUUCAACAUCGAGCGUGGGAUCUGUCUGAUGUGUUUCGUAGCGAAGACGACAUACGACCUUGUUCGGGAUUCCAAGCCUGCAUUGCCUGGUAUAGUGGUACUGACAACCACAUAGUAGAUACGCCGACGAAGAACGUUGCAACCCCGAGACCAUUUUCUUGCACUCCUACUCGAAAUCUCUCUUUUAUCCCGUCCUCGCCGCCCGUUUCGAAAAUGCCGUUUAUAGCGUCUCCGGCGCUUGUACCCACGUCUGGCAAUGCGACCAAUGAUUCGCAGAAGAGGAAAGGCACAAAUGCGGAGGGAGACAUACAGCCGACGGAGCCGAAGCGCCAGCGCAUGGUUGGAGGCUUCGUUGACGACGACGAUGAUGACGAAGAAGACGACCUCUCUGCUUUCCGGGACGAGCAUCUGAAGAAUCAAUAUGACCUGCCCGGGCACUUCUUCCAGGAGCCUCCGGCGGAACUCCCUAAUAUACUGGCAGCGCCGCCGGCAACUACGAAAUUGAACAGAACCACCAAUGCUACACCUAGCUCUUCCCGAACACUAUUACAACUGACGCCUCGCCCCGCUCCCGCGGCUCCCAAGAGGUUCCAGAUCAAGACUUGUGCUGGCAAGACCCAUAAUGUCCCGCAAAGGAAGGCCCAAGCGCCCGUUUCCUAUCAACAAAUGAUCGCCAAUAGGUCUGAGAAAGAACCUGGAAAGGCGACGAAGAGCUAUUACGGUAUCGACAUCCACAAAUUGCUGGACGAUGCUGCCAAGGAUGAAAAGCCCACGAACACAGUCCCUCAACCCCAAGUCCAGCAAACCAUCGAAGCGAAUUACGUAAGCUCAAAGCAGAAGAAGAUAGACUCUGCAAUGUGGACAGAGAAAUACCGUGCACGUAAAUUCACCGAUCUCAUUGGAGAUGAACGCACCCAUCGAUCAGUCCUACGCUGGCUCAAGGGGUGGGAGUCAAUUGUAUUCCCUGGUUUAGCCAAAUCUCGACCGAAGAAGCUUGUCAAGGAGGAUGAAGAAGAGUACAUCCAUCGAAAGGUUCUCUUGUUGAGUGGUCCCCCCGGACUUGGAAAGACGACAUUAGCACAUGUAUGUGCCAGGCAGGCUGGCUUCGAAGUGCUUGAAAUCAAUGCAAGUGAUGACCGCAGCAGGGAUGUGGUCAAGGGCCGCAUCCGUGACGCGCUGGGAACCGAGAACGUCAAAGGUAUGAACGUGGAGAUUGGCAAUAAAAAGGUUCGCCGUACCGGUAAACCCGUAUGUGUCGUGGUGGACGAAGUCGACGGUGUUACCGGUGGCUCUGGAAGUGGUGGUGAAGGCGGUUUCAUGAAGGCCCUCAUUGACCUUGUUUUGCUUGACCAACGAAACUCGAAAUCGUCUUCGGAGGGCAAUAAUGGCAAGAAGCGCAAAGGUGACAACUUCCGAUUCAUGCGGCCGUUGAUUUUGGUUUGCAAUGACCUCUACCACAGCAGCCUCCGGCCUCUCAGGGCAUCGUCCAUUGCAGAGAUGAUCAAUGUCCGCCAGGCACCAUUGGAGAAUGUUGUUCAACGAGUCAAGGUUAUAUUCGGCCGCGAAGGCAUCCCCUGUGACAGUGAUGGGGCUCGGAGGCUCUGCGAAGCAGCCUGGGGCAUGGCGACCCGAAAAAAGCGCAGUGGCAAAUCCCAAGGGUCUGCCGAGGGCGACAUUCGUAGCGUGCUAGUUGCCGCAGAAUUUGUGGCUCACAAGCUUCGAAACGAGUCGUUGCCAUCCUCGCUCAGACUGACGAGGAACUGGCUGGAGACUCGAGUUCUCAAUGCAUCGGCCGAGGGUAGUAGCGCGUUCUUCAAAGAGUUAAGUCGCGGGGGCGUUCGUGAGAUUGUGAACCGUGUGUUCACAGAGGGAGCUGGCUUCUCUGAUGCUCCUGUCGGCAUGAGUUUCCAAGAUCGUUUCGAUACUCCCAACAGCCGUCUUCCUGUCGGCGUGGCGGAUCUGCGCAAGCGACACGCAAUCAAUCGAUUGCGGGAAAUGAUCGAUUCUAGCGGUGAUCAUGACCGCUGUGUAUCCGACUGCUUCGCUUCAUACCCCAUCCAGCAAUACCAGGAUGAUAAUUAUUUCUCCAAACCCAAUGCCGCCCAUGACUGGCUUCAUUUCCAUGACUCAAUUAGUUCGAAAGUCCAUUCAUCCCAAGAGUGGGAACUGAUUCCAUACCUCAGCCAGUCGGUUGUCGCAUUCCAUCAUUUAUUUGCUACGGCUACUGGCAGAACCACCGACGAUGACAAGAAUGAUGAUGACGAGGAAGCCGAAGAGCCCCACCCUUUCUCAGGACCCAAAGCCGACUUUGCUGCCUUCGAAGCACAAAAGCAGAACCGCGCAGCCAUGACUGCAUUCCACGCCUCCUUCUCGGCACCUAUGGCUCGCAUUUUCCGGUCAAAUGAAAGUAUAGUCACAGAUCUAGUCCCUUACUUGGUUCGUAUGCUAUCACCAGACGUCAAGCCGGUCAUCAUCCGUGGAAACGGGGAGCAGAGAAGCACUGCCACUGUCCGCAAAGAAUCCGAACGUGCCCUUGUCCAGUCUACCGUGCGUGUUAUGACCGGGAUGGGCGUGACUUUUGAAAAAGUCCGAGUGGAACACGAAGGAAGCCACGGUGGAUGGGCGUAUAGAAUGGAACCACCAAUUGACUCACUUGUGGUCUUCUCGAAGAUCAAAGGUAGCACCAUUGAGGCUUCUGGCGGUACAGCACCGGUACGGUAUGCCGUCCGCCAGGUGCUAGACCAAGAGUAUCGCAAGGCGACGACGCGCAAGCAGUCUGAUGUUGUGAGCACUUCUAGAGUCGGCGUCAAGGGCCGUGGGAAUUCUGAUGAUACGGCCGCAGCAAAAGCAAUCAAAGAAGCGGCUGUCAAACGUGACUUCUUUGGUCGGCUGAUUGAGGAGCCUGCGUCACAGCCUAAGGAUCUGAACAGUGCAGACGGCUGGGCCGAUGAGUCGUCCAAGGCUGGGCGGAAGGUCUGGGUUACUUUUCACGAAGGCUUCUCGAAUGCGGUCCGGAAACCUAUAUCUAUGGGAGAGUUAAUGGCUGGGUUGUAA
Molecule: messenger RNA, 3213 nt
Organism: Penicillium egyptiacum
Lineage: Eukaryota; Fungi; Ascomycota; Eurotiomycetes; Eurotiales; Aspergillaceae
Source: the annotation of a GenBank genome assembly